Messenger RNA from Dermacentor albipictus, 2566 nucleotides. Its product is annotated as protein-cysteine N-palmitoyltransferase Rasp-like. Gene Ontology annotation, molecular function: palmitoyltransferase activity. Gene Ontology annotation, biological process: protein palmitoylation. Lineage: Eukaryota; Metazoa; Arthropoda; Arachnida; Ixodida; Ixodidae. The record is from RefSeq and is a predicted model, not a curated record. Gene Ontology annotation, cellular component: endoplasmic reticulum.
GGAGGAAAGCGUAGCCAAGGACGAGUUCAUCCGCCUGCCGCAGAGCAGUUAGGCCUUUUCGACUAAUGCGCAUCCAUAGCUAAAGAGAGGCAAUAUUUUUCUCUUUGUUUUCGACCUCACUAUAAUAGGUAUAUACUUCCGAACCUGGGUUAGGUGGCGCUACGGAUGCAACUGAGCUGCUCCGCUCGCGGAAACAAUUGAAGAUGACGCCUCCAGGUAGCGCGGUCGCGUAUUGGGGCGUUGCCUCCGGGUAUACGGGCUGCGAAGAUUUUCGCUCCGGUGCAUUUGUGCGCACAAGCCUGUGGUUCAGUGGCACAACAGCCUCGAAAACACGAAGGGCCGACGCGUUCCUCGGGAAAUUCUACGUAUUUCCGGGCAGGUAGUUCAAAAAAAAAAAGAAAAGAGGAGACACUUGUGCACCACUGCUGUUGAUGGCAGUCAGAUGGAGGUGGACUCCGGAAAAGGUGUACCACUGGGUGCUGUCUUACUCUGCUUUCGCCUAUGUCCUCUGGCGGUUCGCGACCACCGAACAGAAAAACUUUCUUCUGGAGCAUCAUUGGAGUUACUUCAACGACAGUCCUUUCGGUCUUAAGCAAAAGCAGGACGCUGUCAACUGGGAAUGGCAGACCACAAAGUACGUCAUGGCCACUGCGUGGAAGUGGUAUCUGCUGCAUCCUGUGCUAGGUCGGGUGACAGCCUGUGUCGCACCGUCGCUGGUUUCCGUCUUCUACGCUGCCUACUCCUUCCUCUUCGUCACCUUCACCUUCGGCUGGGAGGUGGCGCUGCUGUUCGUGGGACAACACGCCGUGUUCUACGCCGUGGCCACGCUACACAGUCCAGCGCUGUGCUACGUGGCUGCUGCCCUGAUCCACUUCCAAAAGUUUUUCAUUCCUUUCGAUGCAUACGAUUACAUGUACGCGAGGUACGGCCUGAUGCCCUACAUGGCAGCCUACGUCACUUUCCAUUGGAACAUCUUGCGCGGCCUCAGCUUCAGUCUGGACUACGUUCAAGCCGAGCGCGAGAGGAACACCGGGGACAGUCAGCGUAGAUUGCCGCCGUACUGGAAGACACUGGGCUACCUGUUGUACCUGCCCAUGGUCUACCUGGGGCCACCACAGAGGUACAACGACUACAUAACCCAGUUGGACAAGCCAAAACCCAGCUGCACGCCCCGGGUGAUUGUGGUUGCCAUCGCCAGGUUGCUUCAUUGCGGGGCCCACUACCUCCUCAUGGAACUCAUGAGCCACUUUUUUUACGGUUCGGCGAUGUCCAACUUGCCCUGGAUGGGGGAGAAACUGGAUCUCGCCAGCCUGGCGGGCUACGCCCUAUCCCUAGAAUUUCGUUACUACGUGUCCUACCUAUUUACGUACGGCUUUGCCGGCGCCCUGGCCAAAGCUGAAGGCAUCGAGGUCCCGGAAAGUGCACCCUGCAUAGCCAGGCUGCACCGGUGCUCGCGUUUCUGGAGGUACUUCGACCGUGGCAUGCACCUCUUUAUCCGAAGGUACAUCUACGAGCCGGUCUUAGGUGGCAAACGCACAGCGGUCCGGCUGGUGCUGAGCACGGCGGUGGCCUUCACCUUCACCUGCACCUGGCACAACCUGUACUCGCACAACGCCGUCUGGUGCGCGCUCAGUGCGCUCGGCAUCGCGCUCGAAGUGAUCACCAUCGAAUUGAGAAAGUGGACGCCCGUCAAGAAGUUCGAGGGCCGCUACCUAGAGUCGGCUGAGCGGAUGCGAGUGGCCAGGGCCUUGCUGGGAUCCCCGCACUUCCUGCUCACCAUUUGCGCCUGCCUCUUCCACUUGGCAGAGCUCGACACAUGCCUCGUCAUCUGCAGAAGGAUCUUAACCGGCUUUCCUUUCCCUCUGGUCCCCAUCUUGGUGGUUAUGUACAGCCUCUGCCAUGUUUCCAUGGACGUGGCGGACUGGGAAGCAUCGGCCAUUUCCAAGAAAAAUCUAGUUUCUUUGUGAACUUCUUAACCGCACCACGUUACAAAACUGCGUCGAUUCAUUGUUGCUUUUCUUUGUUUUCUUUUUUGUUUUCUUUUCGCUUUGCCUUUUUUUUUUCGCCGAAGCUAUACAUGUGAAUUUUACAAUGGUUAUCGUGCUGUGACGGCCAGCAAAAUGUACAACCUAAAAAUAUUUACCCCUUUAACGAUUCUAAUUUACCCAUGGCUAACACCCUUACUCUGAAGUCUAUAAAAUAAUUUAUUGUACAAGACAAAGAGCCCUAAUUACGCCUGCAAUGAGGGAAACAGUAGUUGUAAACCAUGUACAAAUUAUGGUCACAUGUUGCACACCGAAAGGUCUGCAGCGAUAGCUGUUAAAGAUUAUUGCAUGCAGUUUUCGUGCCGCCUGUGGCAGCAAUCGUCAUCUUUACAUGUCGCAUGAAGUGGUAAAAAAAAACAUCACCUGUCUCAAUAAACGAUUCAAUCUUACCCUUGAAGCUGAGGGUGUUAAUCAUUAGAUAACCCACCAAGCACUCCCUAUACACCCAUCAUGGUUCUAAAAUUUUUAGCGUGCCGUGGCAUGGUUGGUAUUGAGCAGGCAUAGGUACAUUGCACACAGCC